This is a messenger RNA of Parathielavia appendiculata, 1265 nucleotides long. RefSeq lists its product as uncharacterized. Bases 1 to 963 code for a protein of 320 amino acids. The record is from RefSeq and is a predicted model, not a curated record. NCBI's taxonomy places the organism in Eukaryota, Fungi, Ascomycota, Sordariomycetes, Sordariales, Chaetomiaceae. The transcript has 7 exons.
AUGAGAUCGUUGCCACUCUUCCUCCUUAGGGCCGUCCUCGCCUACCUGCUCUAUGCUGUAGGGCCCUCUCUCCGUCGUAGACUGACCGUGCUUGGUGCCCUCCGCAGAUAUCCUGGCGCCGCCGCGGCCAAGGGCGAGGACGGCACCCUGUCUACGGCUUGCGAGGACAACGCCGAAACGAGGUUCAAGUGGUUCCGUCCACUGACUAAUUUUGACGAUCCCGAGCUACCGGUAAAAGCCGAGGCUCCGUCUAUCUACGAUGUAGCCGUCCGGGGCAAGGGACCGCACACCCGCUCGCCGCUCGAGAUCUUCCACCACGUCCUCGGAUCCACAUCCACCAAGCGACUUCGAUCUGUCUGGCAUCCGCUCAUUAGGAUGUCGAACGACAUUUCCGCCGAGAGCCCCGCCUCGAUCUACUGGACCGAGGUGGUGCGUGUCCGGCUCGCCUCGUUGGCGGCAUCAGAUCCCUCUGCCGGCGUAACUACCCGUGUUGCUUUGUUCGAUGUAUACAACAGCAACAGUCUCAGUUAUGGUCGGUCAGAGUGGGAGAUGGUCAUCUCGAGUUACACUAGUGGAGUGCUUCAUAUUGGUCCAAUCCCGGCCGACGCCAACGGCAGUAUUACGGUAAGUAAAUCCGUCGAGAUCGACCACGUCGCUGAUAACCCGAGCUGCUUUGCCGAUCCCUACGCCACUCCGGGUGACAACCGAACGAAAGAUCCAGCCGCCAAGGACCCAUUCAUGAUCACGUACGUGAGGCCGAUUGCCAGCCGUUGGGAGAAGCGGGGCCUCUUUGAGAACGACGGGACCAGGCUCAGGAGUGCCAGUGCAGUCGUCUUAGUGGCGCUUGAGCCGACUGCAGACUCGGAGAAAGCCGUGGACACAAGAAAGGCAUGGCUCUUUGCCACAGGUUUCCUAUCAAGGAGCAUCAUUGCCAUCAAGAUACGUUUCCGGCUUCUUGGAUGAGUUCUGGACCCGCAGACAACACCGUGUUCUUCUCUCAAAGUUACACAGGUCUCACCAUCUCCGGCACCGAGACAUUUUCAGCUCCAAUCGACAGCGAGGCACUGCGAGUCGUCCCGCUCAAACGGCACCUUUGCAUUGCGUUUCCGGGCUUCCGCGUAUACCACAAGAAGCAGUCAGAAAUCAAGUCUCAAGCUGAGACAACUCCCGUUCCGGCAGUAUGAUUGUAAAUGAGCGAAAAGAAUCGCCCUAUAAGGUAGGAAACCGAGUAUUCAUUCAAUGGUGGUGUGCUGCUAGCACCACCU